UUUUCAUGACACGCGCGAUAGCAGGGUAGCGUACGAUAUUCGUCCACGCAGGCGCACGUCUGGCUGUAGUCCAAACAAUAUCUCUGUCGGUAGUAGUAACAGAUAAUAUUAGUAGAAUUCGUAUCAUCAUUACCGGAUACACGAUCAACGCUCGCUUAGUGUGGAACAAGUGGCAGUACGAUACCGUCGUCACUGCUCGUCACUGAUCGUCACUACUCGUCACGGUGCAUUAUUCGUCGUGCUACUCACGACAAGAUGUGCUACUACAUCACGGUGCGCAAUGUGCCUUUUCGGACGAAUGGUGCCCGUGUUUAAAACAGAGAUUAUGACGUGGCGCGGUUUAACCGAGCCCACGGAAGAGGACAGACGUAGGUACGGAUGAAGCACAAGAAGGGUAACCUGGACGAGGAGGAGGAGGAAGAAGACGAAGAAGGAGGAGAGGAAGAAGAAGACGAGGUGGACGACGAACGGAAAGAGUACAAGGGAAACGAAAGAGGAGGUUCGCGUGGAAAAGCAGAGAAAGCUGUACGCUUAGCCGACGAAUCAGCGUGAUCGUCGGCUAGUACAUUUGAUGCUAAGUGAAAAGAGGUUCGAAGACGACUCAACACUGGCGGACGGGGAACGUAAUGGGAGCGCCGUGGUCACGGGCCCGGUGCUAUCAUCGUCGUCGUCGUGCACGGUGCCCUACAUCGGCACCGACCAGGGUUUCGUGUUCGAGGGUGGCGGCACGACGACGUUGCAGCGGGCUGGUGCAGCCGGUGCAUCGGUCACUAGCUGCACCGGUAGCGGAGGAGGAACCCUUGGAGUGGGUAUCGUACCAGGAAGUGGAGUAAACAUAGUAGGCUCAGGGGUUAAUAUGGGCGGAGGAGUGACGGGAGGAGGGGUUGCCGUUGUCGGAGGAGGAAAGAGUGGUGUACGGUACCCUCCAUUCUCAUCGUCCAUAGGACCGACCAGUUCCGUGGCGCCGGUGAACCUGCCGCCGCCAUCUCUACCGCCACCUCCGCCACCGCCGCUGCCGCCGCCGCCGCCACCGCCGCCGCCCCUGCCGCUGCAGAUGCAGCAGCAGCGUGCCUACUCGAGGUCGAUGACGUCCCUACCGCCUGAGCCGUUUAUGAUCAUGAGGUCGAAGGCCCUUAACCGACGGGUCUCGAUCAACGUCGGUGGCGUUAAGCACGAGGUAUUAUGGCGUACCCUUGAAAGGCUACCUCAUACGCGUCUAGGCCGAUUGAAGGACUGCAACACGCACGAGGCGAUCACCGAACUUUGCGAUGAUUAUUCCCUUAUCGACAAUGAGUACUUCUUCGAUCGGCAUCCAAAGUCUUUUAGUUCUAUAUUGAAUUUCUAUCGCACCGGCAAGCUACAUCUAGUCGACGAGAUGUGCGUACUGGCGUUCAGUGAUGAUCUCGAGUAUUGGGGUGUCGAUGAGCUUUACCUCGAAAGUUGUUGCCAACAUAAGUAUCAUCAAAGGAAGGAGCACGUGCACGAGGAGAUGCGGAAGGAAGCGGAGUCGCUCAGGCAGAGGGAAGAGGAAGAGUUCGGUGAAGGGAAGUGUGCCCAGUAUCAGAAGUGGCUAUGGGAUUUAUUGGAGAAACCGACUACGUCCAUUGCUGCAAGGGUGAUAGCUGUGAUAUCAAUACUCUUUAUUGUGCUUUCGACGAUCGCACUAACUCUCAACACCAUUCCUAGUAUGCAAGUGAAUGAGAAGGGGAACUUUCAAGACAAUCCGCAGCUCGCUAUGGUGGAGGCUGUUUGCAUCACAUGGUUUACCCUCGAGUACGUGCUUAGGUUCAGUGCCUCGCCGGACAAGUGGAAAUUCUUCAAGGGUGGUCUUAAUGUUAUCGACCUAUUGGCGAUACUGCCUUACUUCGUAUCUCUGUUCCUGGUCGAGACGAACAAGAACACGACCGACCAGUUCCAGGACGUGCGCAGGGUAGUGCAAAUCUUUCGUAUAAUGCGGAUCCUGAGGAUCCUGAAGCUGGCCCGCCACUCGACCGGGCUGCAGAGCCUUGGCUUCACCUUGCGUAACUCGUACAAGGAGCUGGGCCUGCUGAUGCUCUUCCUGGCGAUGGGUGUCCUCAUAUUCUCGAGUCUCGCCUACUUCGCUGAGAAGGAGGAGCCCGGGACCAAAUUCGUAAGCAUUCCAGAAACCUUUUGGUGGGCGGGCAUCACGAUGACCACCGUCGGAUACGGCGACAUCUACCCCACGACCCCGCUCGGCAAGGUGAUCGGCAGUGUGUGUUGUAUAUGUGGUGUCCUGGUAAUCGCGUUGCCCAUUCCCAUUAUCGUUAACAACUUCGCCGAGUUCUACAAGAACCAGAUGAGACGGGAGAAAGCCCUAAAGAGGCGGGAGGCUCUCGAGAGGGCUAAGAGGGAGGGCAGCAUCGUGUCCUUUCAUCACAUCAAUCUGAGGGACGCCUUCGCCAAAAGCAUGGAUCUCAUCGAUGUCAUCGUCGAUACUGGUCACAAUAUGUCCGGCGUAGAUGGUAACAGCACCGAGGGAGAGUCCGCGUGUGGACGCGGCCCUGCCCAGACCGGACCAGGCUGUUAUCGUAACUAUGAGCAUUACAGUUUCUUGCGACACCGUCGCAGCGCCUCAUCCUGCUUCCCAAAUUUGCCUAACGAUCUGCCGACCACACCGGACAGCCCGAACCGUCGUCUCUUGGACUUUGCUCAGAGCGUACCUGGAACACAAAACGACGAUUACUUUCACGACGACGUACCGGCCCAGCACGCGACUCAAGGCAAUACAACACCUAGCGAUGAAGAGAAAAAAGACAGCAGAAAAUUCGAGAAAAAUGAUGAAAUACCUAGCGAAUUCGAGUGUUGCUUUUGUACUACGAAGGAAUACAAAGAGUUCAGAGACGCGGAAAAUAUAAUGCCACUGGCGACCAGCGACUUUCGUAACCCCAUCUGCCAAGAGAUGAAGUCGAUGCGACCCGGCAUGUCGAUGGAACCAGCCGCGCACCAGCAGAUCUUCGCUGCGGAGACGAAGGCGCUACCGGCACAACCGGUGGAUGCCUCGAGCUAUGGGAAAACGUACAACGAGCAAGGAAGCGUAGACAGCUCCGAUACGUAUGCCAGCUGUCAAACGCAUCCGUCUCAUUCGCAGGGUGAUCUGACCGAAGAGGCUGACAGUAACCUUUAUGUGAACCCUCUGGAAGCCGCGGAGAAAUGUGGAAAUAGAGUAAAGAAGUCUGCUUCCGGUGAAGUUGGACAUAACGUCUCUGAUGUCUCACCGAGUGUCGAAUCAUUAAAAGACGCUCGUCCCUUUACCGAGGGUAGCAAGGUUAUCCUAAACGACACAGUGCCCAAGCAUAGAAAAAUUCGCAUUCAGCAGAGCGUAAGACCUCGCGCACAAUUUAUCAGCGACCAGGAAAGCAUUGUGGCUCGUAGUAUCACGAAAGAAGAGAUCACAGAGAAUAAUUACUAUGGAGGACUUCGAGGGGGCAAGCCAUUUACGACGACCAAUAGCAGUCUGGCCUCGGCUACAAGAAUUAUAAAUCACCAUUUGUUUGGCUCUGGCAUUGGACCCAGACAUUACACAGGUCAUCGAAGGCAAAUUUCAGGAACGAACACCGAGAGCAAGCUUUCCCUGUCCGCUGAUUCGAUAGACAGCGAGGGCGUGCCUUUCAUAGACAGGCACCGGGUCUCCAAGUCGAUUCUGAAGAAAUCUGAGAGCAGCAAUAAUUACUAUAGCAACACCGGUGAUUCGGAUACGGAAAAAUUAAUCACCGACAACGCAUCGACCAUAAACAUGUGCGAUAAUGAUACGAGUACGUGCGACGUGUUCACCAACGUAAACGGAACGAGGAGGAAACAACCUGUUUCCCCAUUGCUCUCCAGACAGGUUCUCGAGUCUAUCUUCCGCACGAACAAUAACGUCGAGAGGGAGAAUGAAGUGGAUCAAAGCGAAGAAAAGAACUGUGUUUCGAAGAUGAGCAGAUCGAUAUUCGACGAGGUCCUCGAAGAAGAGAAACACGCUCAAGACGAGGCAAUGACAGAGAACAAGAACAAAGAAGAACGAAAGAAAUCAAGAGCGAAGAUAGAAGAACCACUAAAGGACAGUCAGACAAUGUUGAUAUGUUCCCUACGAGCGCCAAAAGCCAAAAAAUUAAGCAUCGAGGAAAAGCGAAAAGCCAAGACGAGCAGUCACAGUUGCAAAGGCACCGAUACGAAUUGUCUUCCUCAAGAACAUCGUUUCUCGUCGUAGCGUAAUUCUCCUUUGUGUAGCAUGCUCCUUCUGUGUCGCGUAUACAUAUGUAUCAUAGAAACGAAAAUGAAUCACUCUGCGAUCAUACCGCGUCAGUGUUUCUCCUUUAGAAACGCUAUUAACUUCUAUAAUAAUGUUCGCAGGGCCGUACGCUCGCAUUUCAAAUGCGGCGAUAUCAUUGAUGUAUUAACUCGGCCUGUAGUGUAAAUACGUCUAGAAAAGCGCGUAAUAAUUUUAAGAGAGUGAUAUACGUUCGAUAAUAUUAAA
Molecule: messenger RNA, 4477 nt
Organism: Eufriesea mexicana
Lineage: Eukaryota; Metazoa; Arthropoda; Insecta; Hymenoptera; Apidae
Gene: Shab
Product: Shaker cognate b
Exons: 11
Coding region: 572-4210 (1212 amino acids)
Biological process (GO): action potential; potassium ion transmembrane transport; protein homooligomerization
Cellular component (GO): membrane; voltage-gated potassium channel complex
Molecular function (GO): protein binding; delayed rectifier potassium channel activity
Source: RefSeq, a predicted model, not a curated record